Molecule: messenger RNA, 742 nt
Organism: Saccoglossus kowalevskii
Lineage: Eukaryota; Metazoa; Hemichordata; Enteropneusta; Harrimaniidae
Product: signal peptide peptidase-like
Biological process (GO): membrane protein proteolysis
Cellular component (GO): lumenal side of endoplasmic reticulum membrane; membrane; cytoplasmic side of endoplasmic reticulum membrane
Molecular function (GO): aspartic endopeptidase activity, intramembrane cleaving
Source: RefSeq, a predicted model, not a curated record
AUGGCUGACGUACAGGAAGCUGCGACCGAAACAGUACAGAGCAUCAACGAAACUUUGAACGAAACAGCGAGCAAUGUUACAACAAAAAUACCGUCUACGCCUGAGGGAAUGGCCAUUGCAUAUGGCAGCCUUGUUUUUAUGGCGUUAGUCCCAAUUUUCUUUGGAGCUUUCCGUUCCGUGAGGCACCAUAAAGAACAAAAGGAAUCUGGUGAAGCUCCUGAGGUGAUGUCCCAGAAAGAUGCUGCUAUGUUUCCAUUAAUCGCUAGUGGUACACUCCUUGGUAUUUACAUUGUAUUUCAGAUAUUCUCUAAAGAAUAUAUUAAUUUAUUGCUGACCAUUUAUUUUUUCUUUCUUGGAGUCCUUGCCUUGGCACACAUUAUCAGCCCUGCAAUAAGAAUGAUGUUACCAUCAAGUUUUCCCAAUGUGCCAUAUCAUUUGCGGUUGACAAAAGGAUCAGAUCAACAAAAAGAAGAAUUAAUGGAUUAUGAGUUUGAUCGUAAAGAUCUUACAUGCCUGGCUGUUGCUGGUAUUGUCGGCCUUUGGUAUUUGUGGAAAAAGCAUUGGAUUGCUAAUAAUGUAUUUGGUUUAGCCUUUGCUGUAAAUGGAGUGGAGUUAUUACAACUGAACACAGUUAUGACUGGAUGUAUAUUACUGAGUGGAUUAUUUAUAUACGAUAUAUUCUGGGUGUUUGCUACCGAUGUGAUGGUGUCUGUUGCAAGAUCAUUUGAAGCACCUAUCAAGU